AUAGAAGGACUGAAUAUGAACCAACCACAGAAGCUGGCUUCUGAAAAAAAAAGAGAGUAUUUAUCCUACGGCCAUAGCAGUGUCGCUUGGGGCUGAAUAUAAUUGGUAAUACUUAACAUGAACAUCUAGACUACUCAGAUACUUCAUGUCUCUGUGAGGCAAAUUGUGUCUGAGGAAAUGGCCUUUCAAGAACAUAUAAGGAAUGAUUUUCAUAAGGUCCUUUUGAAACAGAAGUAAAGGAUAAAUCAGCCUUCAAGCCGAAUAGGUGUGGCCUUCAGUUCUGACUCAUUCUGAAGUACUGCUUCUACUUAUUAGUGCAGUCAAAUAAACAAUAAGAUUCCAACUCCAUUUCCUUGCUAAGGGUGAAGAACACAGAAAUUAUGAAAAAAGCGAAAAGUCAACUGUUACUGCAUAUUGCUGUUACCCAAAUGUACUAAUGCUUUGCAGAAAAGCAGAUCUAGCUUAACCCUCUUAUUUUGCAUUAAACUGAGGGUGUACUUGCUGUUAUCAACUGUAUUUUAGGACAAGAAAAAUGAACUCUGUAAAAUGUGUUUUGGUUGGUGACACAGCUGUCGGGAAGACAGCUCUGCUUGUUCGAUUCACCACUGAGACUUUUCCAGAUAUUUACAGGCCUACGGUAUAUGAAAACACAGGAGUGGAAGUUUUUAUGGACGGAAUACAGAUUAGUUUGGGUCUCUGGGAUACAGCUGGAAAUGAUGCCUUUAAGGGAAUCCGUCCAUUAUCAUACCAGCAAGCAGAUGUUGUACUUGUGUGUUACUCAGUAGCAAAUCACAUGUCCUUUUUAAACAUCCGUAAUAAGUGGAUCAAUGAAAUAAGGAGCUACUUGCCUAAAGUUCCUAUCCUGGUGGUAGCUGCUCAGACUGACCAGCGUGAAAUGGGACCAAACCGUUCAGCAUGCAUUACUGCAGCCGAUGGAAAAAGACUAGCCCAUGAGAUCAAAGCUAAAGGGUAUGUGGAGUGCUCAGCCCUCAGUAACCGAGGGGUACAGCAGGUCUUUGAAUAUGCUGUACGAACAGCAGUUAACCAAGCCAGGAGACAUUCAAGAAGGAACAUUUUUGAUGUGAAUCAGUGUAAGAUAUUUUAAGUUCACAAAUGUGCACCAGAUUGUGCAUUUCAUUUUAUGCUAAAAUGGAGAACAGCUGCCAACAAAGCAAGGUUUUCUUAUAAUAAUAUUCUGGAAGAACCCCCUCUAUUAAUGCAAAGAACACCUUAAUGUUUUGGGCAAAUUCACCAAAAUUAAUGACUGCAACAGUGAUAGCAGUUCAGUUAAAUCAGAAUCUCUGACUUCUUCAGAUGUUUGUAUUGGACUAUGAGUUAUUACUUUUUUGUGAAAGGGUAUUUCUAUAUAUUGCAUUUAUAGUUUUUAUAAGAGAAAGCGUGGUCUACAUAUGAUUCAUUCUGUUUACUUUCCAUAAGAAUGGAAGCUUGGGAAUUAUAGUACUAAUGGUAUUUACUUAAAAGGUGGACAGGAACAGAUGUUAUUAUAUAUAAUGGCACUAAUGUUACAUUUGUGAUAUCUUGAAAUCUUUUUUUUGCUAUAGAAAUGAUAUGCAUUACAUUAACAAAGUAUAUUUUCAGUGUAAUGGACUGGUAAAAUUCCUAACUGUAUAAUGUAUGUUUUAUUUUCAUUCUUCAUAAAUAAACUUUUUUUUUUGAUGGAAUAAAUGAGUACUAAGCAGUAUUUCCUUAGAAUGGUACAGUGGCUAAAUUUUCAUGGUUGUAUGCUAUUGAGUAAAGUAACAUCUGCACAAUUUUUACCCAUUGUUUUUGUUUCAUAAUCUUGCAGCAUCCAAAAUUUAUGUACAAUUAUUGUAAAAUAAGAUAUUUUCUGUACAAUGUCGAUCAGUUAAAAUAAGGAAAUAAGAGAAUUUGAAAUGCUCCAUUAAUUGUAACAAUUUUCUAUGCUAUACAGGUUGUAAUGCCCUUUGCAGCUUAAAUUGUAUUUUCCAGCUUGUAAAUUGAAUCUCCUUUGUUUAGCUGUUUAUACUGAGCAUAUAAGUAAUUUUAUUGGUAGCAAAUUCAAUUGUAGUGCAAAGUGAAUAUUUUCAAUAAUAUUAAAAGAGCAGUCCAAAUGUGAAAUGUCUGUGUUUCAUAUAAUAUUUUGAGCCAUUUUGGGUUGAAAACUGAGCUUUGAAUUGGUUUUCUUGACAUAGCCAUCCAUUUAACAACAACAUAAUUUAUGUCUAUAGCACAUAGCAUUUUUUCGUACAAGGGUGGCAUGGUGGUGCAGUGGUAGCACUGCUGCUUCACGCUAAUUAGACCAGGGUUCAUGUCCCUUGUGCUCCCAGCUUGGAGCAUGCAUGUUUUCGUUGUGGGUUUCCACUGGUGCUCUGGUUGCCUGUUAAAAUCCAAAGACAUGAAAAUUAAGUAGACUGGUCGUGAUUCUAAUUUGGCCUUAGUGAGU
Molecule: messenger RNA, 2425 nt
Organism: Erpetoichthys calabaricus (reedfish)
Lineage: Eukaryota; Metazoa; Chordata; Cladistia; Polypteriformes; Polypteridae
Gene: rhoh
Product: ras homolog family member H
Exons: 3
Coding region: 533-1105 (190 amino acids)
Biological process (GO): small GTPase-mediated signal transduction
Molecular function (GO): GTP binding; GTPase activity
Source: RefSeq, a predicted model, not a curated record